CCUCUUUUUGUUACGUUCUUAGGUGAAUCACCAGAGCUGACUGGUUUCGUUAUCGCACGCCUGCUCGCCGAACCAAAAGACCAACUUUUAUCACGGUCUGGUCGUGUCCUGCUCGUGGCAGACUGCGCCCUACAGAUGGGCAUCCGGGACACUGACGGCAACUGGCCAAUCAGCAUGCGCUCCCUGCGCUUCCUCCUAGAAGUCAGCGGUUGGACUCGCCUCUCCCGUUAUAUGCCCGGAUUUGUGCGCUUGCCCUGCUCAGUCUUCUCGACCGAGUUGAAAACGCCGACACUCGCGAUUCACAAGGCCGGCUUGCGUGAUGGAAUCGUCGGAUUCUCGUUUGUGCAGUUGGAGGCACUGGACUCGGGUGUUGAACAGUGA
Dibothriocephalus latus is the source of this 381-nucleotide messenger RNA. The record is from the annotation of a GenBank genome assembly. NCBI's taxonomy places the organism in Eukaryota, Metazoa, Platyhelminthes, Cestoda, Diphyllobothriidea, Diphyllobothriidae.